AUGGAUGAGAAGCCUUCCACCAGGAAAAUUCCCGAAUUCUGUUCAUUACGCUAUGGACUGGCUCUCAUCAUGCACUUCUCAAACUUUACCGUGAUAACCCAGCGUGUGAGUCUGAGCAUUGCAAUCAUUGCCAUGGUGAAUAGCACUCAGCAGCCUGGUUUAUUCAAUGCCUCCACAGAAAGACCUCUUGCAUUCACCCUCAAUCGCUCCAACAGAUCCACCAAGGAAUUUAAUUCAGGAGCCUCUGUAUAUGAAUGGAGCCCAGAGACUCAGGGUAUCAUCUUUAGCUCCAUCAGCUAUGGGAUAAUACUGACUCUGAUCCCAAGUGGCUAUUUAGCAGGGAUAUUUGGAGCAAAGCAGAUGCUUGGUGCUGGUUUGCUGAUCUCCUCCCUUCUCACCCUCUUUACACCACUGGCUGCUGACUUUGGAGUGAUUCUGGUUAUUGUGAUUCGGACAGUCCAGGGCAUGGCCCAGGGAAUGGCAUGGACAGGUCAGUUUACAAUUUGGGCAAAAUGGGCUCCCCCACUUGAACGAAGCAAGCUCACCAGCAUUGCGGGAUCAGGGGCAGCAUUUGGGUCCUUCAUCAUCCUCUGUGUGGGGGGACUAAUCUCACAGGCAUUGGGCUGGCCUUUUAUCUUCUACAUCUUUGGUAGCAUUGGCUGCGUCUGCUGUCUCCUGUGGUUCAUGGUGAUUUAUGAUGACCCCAUGCAUCACCCAUGCAUAAGCGUCAGGGAAAAGGACCACAUCGUGUCUUCACUGGCUCAACAGUCCAGUUCUCCUAGACGAUCUGUCCCCAUAAAGGCUAUGGUCAGAUGCCUACCACUUUGGGCCAUUUUCACGGGUUUUUUCAGCCAUUUCUGGUUAUGCACCAUAAUCAUAACUUACCUACCAACGUACAUCAGUUCUGUGCUCCAUGUCAACAUCAGAGAUAGUGGGGUUCUGUCCUCCCUGCCUUUUAUUGCUGCCUCAAGUUGUACGAUUCUAGGAGGUCAGUUGGCAGAUUUCCUCCUGUCCAGGAAUCUUCUCAGAUUAAUCACCGUCCGAAAACUCUUUUCAUCCCUAGGUAUGCAAGUUUCCUCAUGGGAAUCUCAAGGGGAUUUGGGCUCAUCGCAGGAAUCAUCUCUUCCACUGCCACCGGAUUCCUUAUCAGUCAGGAUUCUGUGUCUGGAUGGAGGAAUGUCUUUUUCCUUGCUGCUGCUGUCAACAUGUUUGGCCUGGUUUUUUACCUCACAUUUGGACAAGCAGAAAUCCAGCACUGGGCCAAAGAGAGGACUCUUACCCAUCUCUGAGGAUAUAGUUGCAGACUUAAAUGUAGUACUGACCAUUAACUUUUUCAACAUUUUUUACUUAUUGUCAUUCUCUUUUCAUAUUCUUGGCCAUAGGCUCAGCAGUUCUCAAUUUCGGUUACAUGUUAGAUUUCCCUGGGGAGUUUCUAAAAUAUACAGAUGAAUGGGCUCUACUCAGGAGAUUCUGAAUGAAUUGGUCUGGGAUAGAGCCCAGAUAUCACUAAUUUUUAGACACUCCCCAGGAUUUCUAACAUGCAGCCAGGGUUGACAACCUGCUAGACAAACAUGAAACAUCAAUUCCUGUUGCCUUUGAAUUUUCCUUUUUGUAAGAAACUAGAUAAAAAACUGUGUUAAAAUAAUCACUGAUAAGUACCUUCAUGAGGGUGAUUAUAGACACAGAGAAGAUCUACUAGAACCAGAGUUGUAUGUUCUAGAGCUCAGCACAGAAUCUUAAGGCUGUAAUCCACAGUGUUAACAUUUUUAUUGUUUUUAUACAUUGAGAAACAUGGAUGUUUAUUUAUGUGGUUGCAUUCUAUUAAAAUUCACAUGCUAAAAUUUAA
This is a messenger RNA of Balaenoptera ricei (Rice's whale), 1846 nucleotides long. RefSeq names its product solute carrier family 17 member 2 (gene SLC17A2). Gene Ontology annotation, molecular function: transmembrane transporter activity. The record is from RefSeq and is a predicted model, not a curated record. Gene Ontology annotation, biological process: monoatomic anion transport; transmembrane transport. The transcript is spliced from 10 exons. NCBI's taxonomy places the organism in Eukaryota, Metazoa, Chordata, Mammalia, Artiodactyla, Balaenopteridae. Bases 1 to 1449 code for a protein of 482 amino acids.